This is a messenger RNA of Lasiodiplodia theobromae, 1035 nucleotides long. RefSeq names its product General amidase-B. Lineage: Eukaryota; Fungi; Ascomycota; Dothideomycetes; Botryosphaeriales; Botryosphaeriaceae. Bases 1 to 1035 code for a protein of 344 amino acids. The transcript has 4 exons. The record is from RefSeq and is a predicted model, not a curated record.
AUGCUGACUCCCGGGGGGUCGAGCGGUGGAGAAGGAGCUCUCGUUGCCUUCCAAGGAUCCCCUCUCGGCGUCGGUACUGACCUAGGGGGCUCCGUUCGCAUUCCCUCCCUCUGCUGCGGCGUCUAUGGUUUCAAGCCUACGACGUCACGACUGCCGUACGGUGGUCAGCAAAGCCUUAACGCCCCAGGCACCGACUUUAUGCUUGCCUGUGCCGGCCCGAUGUCUCGAGACCUGAAUGCCCUGGAGGUCCUCGUCAGAGCUGUCAUCCACGCCAGACCAGCUCUGUACGAUUCAACCGCUAUUGACGUACCCUGGCGAGAUGUGUCAAAGUUGGAAAACCGCAAGCUGAGAAUCGGAGUUGUCCAGGAAGAUCCUCUUUUUCCCCUGCACCCGCCGGUCAGAAACACCAUGGAUGAAGCUGUGCGGGUCCUCCGGUCCAAGGGCAACGAGUUGAUCUACCUGGAUCCGGGCGAAUGCCACGUCGCAGACGCGACCGAAGUUGCCUGGAAGUUCUUCGGGCUCGAUGAGACGGUCUUCAGCCAUUUGAAAGCUAGCGGAGAGCCCGUGGUCAGAUCCGUGGCAUUCAUCAACAGCCUGGCGGCCGCGCUGCCGAGGAAAUUCCUUCCCGACACCAGCGGCAUGGACAAAUUCCGUCUACUCGCAACCCUGAGACAUGCACGGGCUGCAAUCAGUGAGGACUGGAGGAAGAUGUGGCAGAGCAACGCACUCGACGUUGUACUUUGUCCGCCGGCGCAAAGCACUGCUGUGGAGCACGACAAGUUUGGCUUGCCGCCGUACACCACGCUGACGAACAUACUGGACUAUCCUUCUUGCAUCGUCCCCUUUAGGAAGGUGACAGGUCAACCAAACCCGACGCCGUUCGUAAAAGCACAGGGUCAGAUUGCGCCAGACUACUAUCCGAAUAUUCUUGAAGGAGCUCCCUGUUCCGUCCAGGUGUUUACCAAAAGCAUGUUUGAUGAGGAAUGUCUUGCGAUUGCUAAAAUCAUCGACGAUUGCCUAAACGGUAUCCGAUGA